AUGCUCGCCCUCUCCAUGCUCGCCUACGGGCAAACCAUCGCCGAGGUCGCCUGCGGCACGAACGGUCUCUCCACCCUCUGUACCGCGAUCAACGAGUCUCCCACGGUCCUCGCCGCGCUCUCCGCCGCGGGCACCUACACGGUCUUUGCUCCGAACAACGACGCGUUUGCCGCUGUCCUCUCGGGGGCGGCGCUGACAGACCUGCUUGCGGAUGAGCCCAGCCUCACCAACCUCCUCCUGAAGCACGCCCUUGACUCCAAGGUGGACGCCACGACCGCGCUGACGCUGAACAACGACCGCGUCGCCACCAUGCAGGGGAACGAGCUCACGGCCUUCGAGACGCUCACCUGGUCGGCGCAGUCGAACGAAGAGGGCGAGUACCCCGACGCCACGAUGCUCAUCGCCGUCAUCCAGGGCAACGUGGACAACUCCUUCGACGGCAACGCGCCUGGCCUCUCCUACUCCGUCGAGACCGCGGGCAAGAAGGUCAUGGAGGACGAGGCCAAGUGCCCCCUUCUUUCGUCCGGCGAGAUCAGCAUUGCGAUGGGCAAUCCGCCGGCUCCGUGCUACAAGCUCAAGUUCCCCUGCGAGAUGGAGACGGAGGACGGCCACGAGCACUGCCACGCGACUGCGCACACCGCCGUGUGGACGAUCCCCAACCCGAGCGGCUACAAGAACAUCGCCAUCUUCGCGCAGCACUACCCGACCGAGUUUGAGCGCUCGCUGCACUACCUCAAGGGCCCGGGCGGCGAGGACAUCGAGCCGGUCAACGAGAUGCCCGAGCCGGAGGAGCGGGAGAAGCGGUGGGGCGCCGCCAUCGGCGCCGCCUUCAUCGUGAUGGUGUGCACGCUCAUCGGCGUCAUCUUCCUCGCGCCCCUCUUCGCCAAGCUCCAGAAGGAGCGCGAGGCGCUCGUCAACGUGCUCGCCUCGGCCUUCGCGGCCGGCGCCCUCCUGGCGGCCGCCUUCUACCUGAUGCUGUACGAGGCGACCCACCUCAUCGCCAUCACCGACGACCGCACCGAGGCGCAGGCUUCGGCGUGGUGGGGCUCGGCGACCCUGCUCGGCUUUGUCAGCCCCUUCAUCCUCGAGGCGAUCGUCUCCGCGGUCAUCGGCAAGGCCGCGCCCAAGCAGGAGGUGCGCAAGGAGGCGGACGCCGAGGCGGCCAAGCCGGCCGCCGUCGUGCCGGCGCCCAACUCGCGCAACAAGGUGCGCGUGCUCUCCGGCGUGCUGCUGGGCGACUUCCUGCACAACCUGGUCGACGGCUUCUUCAUCGGCGCCGCCUUUGCCAACUGCGACUCGUCGAUGGCGUGGACGAUCACCGCCGCCACCGUCUACCACGAGCUCGCGCAGGAGAUCUCCGACUACCUCGUGCUCACCAACCCGGAGCAGGGCGGGCUCAAGCCCUUCAUGGCGCUCGGCCUCAACUUCCUCUCGGGCAUGUCCGUCCUCUUUGGCGUCUGCAUCGUCCUCUCCGCCGAGCCGUCCAACUUCUCGACCGGCUGCCUCCUCGCCUACGGCGCCGGUGUGUACCUGCAGCUCGCGGCGACCGAGUGCAUGCCGCGCGUGCACGAGUACGCGACGACGCUCAACAUGCGGCUGGGCGGCCUCCUCCUCUUCAUCAUCGGCGCGACCGCCAUCGGCCUCGUCCUCCUCGACCACGAGCACUGCGCGGGCGAGGGCGGCCACGAGGGCCACGGCCACUGA
This is a messenger RNA of Emiliania huxleyi CCMP1516, 1704 nucleotides long. RefSeq lists its product as hypothetical. The transcript is spliced from 3 exons. Lineage: Eukaryota; Haptophyta; Isochrysidales; Noelaerhabdaceae. Gene Ontology annotation, cellular component: membrane. Gene Ontology annotation, biological process: zinc ion transmembrane transport; intracellular zinc ion homeostasis. Gene Ontology annotation, molecular function: zinc ion transmembrane transporter activity. The record is from RefSeq and is a predicted model, not a curated record. The coding region runs from base 1 to 1704 and encodes 567 amino acids.